Emiliania huxleyi CCMP1516 is the source of this 663-nucleotide messenger RNA. RefSeq lists its product as hypothetical. NCBI's taxonomy places the organism in Eukaryota, Haptophyta, Isochrysidales, Noelaerhabdaceae. The transcript is spliced from 2 exons. Bases 1 to 663 code for a protein of 220 amino acids. The record is from RefSeq and is a predicted model, not a curated record.
AUGCUGCUCGCAGUGACCCUGGCCGCCGCGCUGGUGCCACUGCCGUCCACGACUGUGCCGCUGCAGACGUUGGCCGCUGCAGCACCACCACUCUUGCGCUGCACGCUCCCGGAGAUGGCUGCAAAGCUCCCGAGACGCAUGGCCACUCGGCUCCCGAGACGGAUCGUCUUCAGGCCGCGCCGGCUUGCGCCGCACGAGCUGGCGCUCGCGGUGCUCCUCGAUGUCGAGCUGACCAACGCGAUCGCUGAGGUGCUGGAGCGGUGGGCGAGGCUCGUGCUCGACAAUGUAGAGGUGGGCGCGAUUGCGGAGGACGCAGCGAGCGCGACGAUCAGCGACAGCGGCUCUGGACUGGUUCAGCUCGUGUUUGACAGGAGCAAGUACCCGAGCCCGCGGGAGGAGGCCGAGGCGGCGCUGGGCAUGGCCGCCAAGCUGCGCAGGCAGCAGGCCAAGGUGGACUCGCUACGGCACCGCAACGAGGGCGCGGCGGCCGCGCUGGCAGGCUGGCAGAAGCGCGUGCGCAUCGCUGCGGCGCGCGGGGAGGCGGAGGCGCUGCGAGCGCUGCGCGUCAAGCUGCUGCGCUCGAGCAAGCAGCUGGGACUCCGCCACGCCAAGAUAGCAGAGUUCGGCCAGAAUGACGAGUGGGAGAACACGCUCGGCAUCUGA